AUGGAUCCUUGGCACCAGUGCUGGAGGGAGCCACCCUUGCAAAUGGUCCCGACUGGAGCAGAGGUGGAACUGUCGGAUUACAUGGAAGAUUACAGGAAGGUUUUCCAAGAGGAAGACUUCAGCGCUGUAGAUUCCUGGUUUUUGCCAGAAAAUGAGGUGGAUCAGACGCUCCCAAGUUGGACCGGUGGGAGUUACCUAGCUGAGCUUGAAGGGUUUGAGAAGGAAAUGCCGUUCCAUCACACGCUGGGCUUGAAAGGCUUUCCUGAGUACACAAAUGCGGCAAUGGAAUUGACACAGGUCUCUUCUACCUGCCUGGAUUACAGUGCACUGUAUGAAAGUGAUUCUAGGCUUGCCUAUCAGGACAGUGGCCCCACGAGUCUGCAAGGCACCCCAUAUGUUAGCCCUGUGUCUCAGGCCUCGUCUUCUCCUCUGUGCUGCUGCUCCCCUGAAGAGCAACGGCCCUCAUUUCAGCCUCUGCUUGGAGGUCAGCCGGAACAGCAAGAGCCAGAACAAGAGUUAUUGGGGGUUGUGACAUCCCGUGAUUGGAGAAAGACAUCUGGCCCCGCUGUCGUCAGCCAACUGACCCCCUUGGAAUGCGAUUCAUGUCGGUGUGGCCCUCCAGUCAGAACCCAGAGGAAAAAGGAGUCAAGGGAUUGGGCAGAGGCCAGUGUCACCAACGUGUCCCAUAGGGAACGGACAGGUUCCGGUCCCAUCCAGCUGUGGCGUUUCCUAUUGGAGCUGCUCCAAGAUGGCUCCUGCCAGGCCUUCAUCUGCUGGACGGGGAAUGAUUGGGAGUUCAAACUCUGCGACCCCCACGAGGUGGCGAGGCGCUGGGGCAAGAGGAAGAACAAGCCCCGCAUGACCUACGAGAAACUCAGCCGUGGCUUGCGCUACUACUAUCACAAGAACAUCAUUCACAAGACCAGCGGACAGCGCUACGUGUACCGUUUUGUCUGCGACAUCCAGGGCCUGAUGGGUGAACUGGCUGAGAAACUGCACAGCUAG
Molecule: messenger RNA, 1005 nt
Organism: Zootoca vivipara (common lizard)
Lineage: Eukaryota; Metazoa; Chordata; Lepidosauria; Squamata; Lacertidae
Gene: ETV2
Product: ETS variant transcription factor 2
Biological process (GO): cell differentiation; regulation of transcription by RNA polymerase II
Cellular component (GO): nucleus
Molecular function (GO): sequence-specific DNA binding; DNA-binding transcription factor activity, RNA polymerase II-specific
Source: RefSeq, a predicted model, not a curated record